Hevea brasiliensis (rubber tree) is the source of this 2581-nucleotide messenger RNA. Its product is annotated as tetraspanin-18. The record is from RefSeq and is a predicted model, not a curated record. The coding region runs from base 225 to 1118 and encodes 297 amino acids. Lineage: Eukaryota; Viridiplantae; Streptophyta; Magnoliopsida; Malpighiales; Euphorbiaceae. The transcript has 6 exons.
CAUAAAACCAAAUUUUGAAAAAAGCAGGAGUUUUGAGUUUCCCCAAAAACAAAUCAUUAUUUGCAAAAAGCCAAAAGGGAAAAAUACAAAGUUCACCGAAGUUCAUCGACAGAAAUCCCUCUCUCUCUCUCUCUCUCUCUCUCUUUCUCUGUGUACGCGCUUCGAUCCUCCUUGCUUUUCUGUAGCUGUUGGGAUUUGGGUUUAGGGUUUCAAUUUCACCACAAAUGCGACGCAAUUGGUGUCAUAUAUCGUUGGCAUUCCUGCUCAAACUCUUCAAUUUUCUUCAAGCAUUCGUUGGUAUCUCCAUAAUUAUUUACUCCGUAUGGAUGCUCAAUCAAUGGAACCAUCGUGUUCCCUUUUCUCCUCCGCCCUUUGUUUCUCCCUCUCCGGAUUCUUCUUCUGUCUCACUUUUACCCAAUUCCCAAUCCGACUCGCUUAGGGUUCUUAACCUCGUCGCCGAUGUGGCUUAUGGGAUCGAUGAUGGGCUCGGGCUUGGUUUGAAUUCUUUCAAGCUUCCAGCUCCAUGGUUCAUCUACUCUUUUAUGGGUGUGGGCAUUAUAUUGUGUACAAUUACUCUCAUCGGGUGCAUUGCAGCUGAAUCUGUUAAUGGCUGUUGCCUGUGCUUUUACACCAUACUCAAGACUGUACUAAUUCUUCUAGAAGCAGCUUUGGUGGCGUUCAUUGCAAUUGAUCAUCACUGGCAGAAGGAUCUUCCUUUUGAUCCAACUGGAGAACUUCAAAGCCUUCGCUCUUUUGUUGAAGAAAAUGUUGAUAUAUGUAAAUGGGUUGGCAUUACAGUGAUUGUAAUACAGGCACUAGCUCUACUGCUUGCGAUAAUUCUGCGAGCUCUGCUUUCUACUCGCACAACAGAUUCAGAAUAUGAGGAUGAUUAUGAGAAUGUUAGAGGUAGAACUUGGGAGCCACUCCUAAAUCAAUCAGGUCAAACAUCUGGCUCAGGGACUCAUUCAGACAUCUGGAGCUCACGGAUGAGAGAGAAGUGCUUUCCAGUCGGGAGAUGUAUCCUUGAUGUGGCAAUAUUGGUGCCAAGGAUUAUUGUCAACAGUCAUGUGAAAGUGGUCUUCCUUUGCAGUAUCCUAUUUAACCUGUGGAAAAUCUGAUAAAUGCAAUUCAUUCUAUUACUGGCUAACUUAUUUCAAUUUCUAUUAGCAACUUUUGACUCAAAUUUGAUUGUGAUAGUGGUCAAUUUUUCUGCUUCUCUUUCUUUCCCACCUCACCUCCUGUUGUGAGAUUUAGGACUAUUUUGAUUUAAUUUUUAACUGUGAAUUAGAUCUUUCAUUCUAUUAUAGUUAGGAAGUUUAGAUUUAUAUUAUUUAGGAAUAUUUAAAAAGUUAUAUAAGGUUUAGUAUAUUCCUAGUUAGAAUUGGACUAGUGUUUUCCCAUUUUGGAAUUCCUAAUCCUAGUGGUUGUAGGAUUAGUUACUAGACUAUAAAAAAAAUACCUAUGUAACCUAGGUAUUAAGUAGAGAGCUUAUAUGUUUAUUAUUGACAAUUGAGAAUUAAUCAAUUUUGAAAUUUCAGUUCUUUUCCCUUUUGAGUGUUCUUUGGUUCUAUGUCACAUCUAUAUUCUCAUGUAUGAGAGGGAUGGCUAGUGGUGGUGAUAGUUUAUGUUUCGAUCCUUUCCUUUGAACAUUUAAUAAGAAUUGUAUCAAGUACCUGUUUUUCAUUCUUAUGAAAGAUCACUGGUCAAUGGUUUUUUUAUUAGUUAUAUUCUGUAUUCCAUUUGUGUGAAACAUAGUUAUUAAAGGCGAGCCUCAGGCUCAAGGCUCACUAUGCUUGAAUCCUAGUGCCUAUGCGCCUAGGUGAGUGCCUUUGUUCUAGGCUCAAGGUUCUAGAAAGGCAUGCCUUAUUUAUUUUUAUCUUUAGCAAGCAAUUUUAUUGGCAAAAAGGAUUACCAUUUAAACUCAAACCAACAAACCCAAUUCAAAAUAUAUGCCAAAGAAAAAAAAGGAAAAGUAUCACAUUUAUUUGACUUUUAUGGAUUUUUUAAAUCUUUUAUUUUGCGCCUCAUCUCGCGCCUCAUCUCGCUAAGCCGCGCGCCUGCACUUUGCGCCUUGCGCCUAGGCUCCUAGACUCCUCGGCACCUUAGUGCGCCUUGAGCCUUUAAUAACUAUGGUGUGAAAUGAAAUACUUACAAAGUGUAGUCUUUUUUGUGCAAUUAUUUGAAUUAUAUUUGUUUGCAGAUUGCGCCUCUUAUGGUAUUCAUAUUUUUCAUUGCAGUAUGGAUUGAACAGCGGUGAUAAAACUAAAACACUGAAUCAGAAUGCAUCAAUGAGCAUGAAAUCCAAGUAAUUCAGAUCAGAGAAGCUGUGUCCCUCAAGGCAAAUAAAAGGAGUCUCACGCCGUUACCAACGUGUAUAUUGUUGCUUUUAGUCACAUUAGUGUCGGUGUUUCCUGGAGGAAGCUGUGAUGUGUAUAGGUUAAGUUGUUUUGUACUGAUUGGGUAACAUUCUCUGUAAAGGCUGAAAUGCUGUACUUCUAAUAUCAUGUUCUGGUCAUCAUCAUUAGCCAAUGAUUUGAUGUCGACAUCUACCAUUGCUGAAAUGAACUCUGUGUUCGUUUGA